Molecule: messenger RNA, 5007 nt
Organism: Callorhinchus milii (elephant shark)
Lineage: Eukaryota; Metazoa; Chordata; Chondrichthyes; Chimaeriformes; Callorhinchidae
Gene: trpm1a
Product: transient receptor potential cation channel, subfamily M, member 1a
Exons: 27
Coding region: 1-5007 (1668 amino acids)
Biological process (GO): protein tetramerization; calcium ion transport into cytosol
Cellular component (GO): membrane
Molecular function (GO): calcium channel activity
Source: RefSeq, a predicted model, not a curated record
AUGGAGGGAAAGGGACAGGGUGUUAAGCGAGGAAAGUCUGGCUCUCUGCGAGGAAUGAAUGGCUCAUUUAAACGAACUUCUAUUAAACGCACAGUCUCUGGAUCGCAGAAGGGUCACAAAGCCUGGAUCGAAAAGACCUUCCAGAAACGUGAAUGUGUCCACAUCAUCCAGAACACCAAAGACCCCCAAAAGUGCUGUUGUGGUCAGCAGACCAGUCAACACACAAGCACUUUUCACAGUGCCCAGCGUAACAGCAAGGGUGAUGAAAGCAAGCAGCUGGUGAAGGCAGACGCUUCGCCUGAAAAAUGGUCUGUCUUGAAGAACACUCAGGCCAGUCCCACCGAUGCCUAUGGGGUCAUUGAAUUUGAGGGCAGAACUCAUGCUAACAAGGCCAUGUAUAUCCGUGUAGCAAAUGACACAAAGCCUGAACACCUGCUCCAUCUGAUGGUGAAGGAAUGGGAGCUGGAGCUUCCCAAGCUGCUCAUCUCCAUUCACGGUGGCCUCCAGAACUUUGAGCUGCAGCCCAAACUCAAACAGGUCUUUGGCAAGGGGCUGAUCAAAGCCGCCGUGACCACAGGGGCUUGGAUCGUCACAGCUGGAGUCAGCACAGGUGUAAUACGUCAUGUGGGAGAUGCCUUGCAAGAUCAACCUUCCAAAUCGAGAGGAAGAAUUUGUGCGAUUGGACUUGCUCCCUGGGGGAUAGUGGAAAACAGAAUGGAAUUAAUCGGGAAAGAUGUCACAAGACCCUAUCAAACCAUGUUGAACCCGCUCAGCAAGCUCAGUGUGCUCAGCAGCACGCACACCCACUUCAUCCUGGCUGACAACGGGACAGUGGGCAAGUACGGGGCGGAAGUCAAGCUCCGCCGUCAGCUGGAGAAAUACGUGGCAUUGCAGAAAAUCAAUACACGACUCGGACAGGGAGUGCCUGUGGUUUGCCUGAUUGUGGAAGGUGGUCCGAAUGUGAUAUCUAUUGUUCUGGAGAGUCUCCGGGAAGAUCCUCCUGUGCCAGUGGUGGUCUGUGAUGGCAGUGGGCGAGCCUCAGACAUACUGGCCUUUGCGCACAAGUACUCGAAGGAGGAAGGCAUAAUCAAUGAAGCCGUUCGAGACCAGCUCAUGAUCACUCUCCAGAAAACCUUCAACUCCAGCCGUACCCAGGCCCAGCAGCUCUUUGUGUUGGUCAUGGAAUGUAUGAAGAAGAAGGAACUGAUCACUGUUUUCCGGUUAGGUUCAGAAAGUCAGCAGGACAUUGACCUUGCAAUUUUGACAGCAUUACUGAAAGGCACGAACGCCUCUCCCCCUGAUCAGCUGAGCUUGGCACUCGCCUGGAACCGUGUGGACAUUGCCCGCAGUCAGAUCUUUGUCUUUGGCAAUUGUUGGCCGCCCAUGAUCAACAUCACGAAGGACCAGGAGAAGGAGAAAUCUUCUGCCCCCAAAGCAAAACCAGCGAAGGUGAAGGGAAAAGGAAAGAAAAAGGGGAAAAGCAAGAGUCCUGUGGAAGAGGAGACUGAUCCCAGGAAACUGGAACUGUUGAACUGGGUGAACUCCCUCGAACAGGCCAUGAUGGAUGCUCUGGUACUGGACAGGAUGGACUUUGUGAAGUUACUGAUAGAAAAUGGAGUGAAUAUACACAACUUCCUAACCAUUCCACGCUUGGAAGAGCUCUACAACACGAAACUGGGUCCUCCCAACACUCUUCAUUACUUGGUCAGGGAUGUCAAAAAGGGCAAUCUGCCUCCGGAUUACCACAUCAGUCUGAUAGACAUUGGCCUGGUGAUGGAGUACCUCAUGGGUGGAGCGUAUCGCUGCAACUACACCCGCAAAUCUUUCCGCAGCCUAUACAACAAUCUGUUCGGACCAAAGAGGCCAAAGGCUCUUAAACUGCUGGGAAUGGAGGAUGACGAACCCCCUACCAAAGGGAAGAAAAAGAAGAAGAAAAAGGAGGAGGAGUUUGACAUCGACCUGGAUGACCCUAUGGUCAGCCGCUUCCCUUUCCCCUUCCACGAGCUGCUGGUGUGGGCGGUACUGAUGAAGCGGCAGAAGAUGGCUUUGUUCUUCUGGCAGCACGGCGAGGAAGCCAUGGCCAAGGCUCUGGUGGCCUGCAAGCUCUACAAAGCCAUGUCGCACGAGUGCUCUGAAAGCGAGCUGGUGGAUGACGUCUUUCAGGACCUUGACAACAGCUCAAAAGACUUUGGGCAAUUGGCGAUUGAUUUGUUGGACCAGUCCUACAAGCACGAUGAGCAGGUUGCUAUGAAACUCCUGACCUAUGAGCUGAAGCACUGGAGUGGCUCCACCUGCCUGAAGCUGGCAGUGGCAGCUAAACACCGGGACUUCAUAGCGCACACCUGCAGUCAGAUGCUGCUCAGCGACAUGUGGAUGGGGCGGCUCCGGAUGCGCAAGAACCCAGGUCUUAAGGUGAUGCUGGGGAUCAUAUUCCCGCCUGCCAUCCUCUUCCAGGAGUUCAAAACCAGCGACGACAUGUCUUACGAAGACUGUGGAGUCACCGAGGAAGGGAAAGAAAAGGAGGAAGAUAAUGUUCCACAGGAUGCUGAUGCUUUAUCCAGAAAGGGAGAUGAAGAAGAAGGGAAGAGAAAACAUAAGAGCAUCCCGAUAGGAAAGAAGGUUUACGAGUUCUACAACGCACCCAUUGUCAAAUUCUGGUUUCACACACUGGCAUAUCUCAGUUUCCUGCUACUGUACAAUUACGUCAUCUUGGUGAAAAUGGAAGCCAUGCCUACAAUUCAAGAGUGGGUACUCAUUUCCUACAUCAUUACACUAUCCAUCGAGAAAAUCCGAGAGGUCCUGGUGUCGGAGCCGAGUAAACUGAAGCAGAAGAUCAAGGUGUGGCUGCAGGAGUACUGGAAUAUCACGGACAUGGUUGCCAUCACCAUCUUCAACAUUGGCGUUGUACUCCGCCUCCAGAACCAGCCCUACAUGAGUUACGGCCGGGUCAUCUACUGCGUGGACAUCAUCAUUUGGUACAUCCGUGUGUUGGACAUAUUCGGCGUUAACAAGUACCUGGGCCCUUACGUCAUGAUGAUUGGGAAAAUGAUGUUGGAUAUGCUGUAUUUUGUGGUGAUCAUGCUUGUGGUGCUGAUGAGCUUUGGUGUGGCGAGGCAAGCUAUCCUACACCCUGACGAGGAGCCUUCCUGGAGAUUAGCUCGGAAUAUAUUCUACAUGCCUUACUGGAUGAUCUACGGAGAGGUGUUUGCGGAUCAGAUAGACCUGUAUGCCAUGGAAAUCAACCCACCUUGUGGAGAGAAUCUGUUUGAUGAAGAUGGUAAGAGGAUGCCACCUUGUAUCCCGGGUGCUUGGAUCAUUCCAGCCAUCAUGGCUUGUUAUCUGCUGGUGGCCAACAUUCUGCUUGUAAAUCUGCUCAUAGCUGUCUUCAAUAAUACUUUCUUGGAAGUCAUUUCCAUCUCGAACCAGGUGUGGAAGUUCCAGCGGUAUCAGCUGAUCAUGACAUUUCACCAAAGGCCGGUCUUUCCUCCACCGAUCAUCAUCUUUAGCUACGUGUCCAUGAUCAUUCACCGCUUCUGCUUUUGCUGUAGGAAAGACAGUGAGAUUGAUGAACGAGAUCGAGGGCUAAAGCUGAUACUGAGCGAGGAGGAAUUGAAAAAGCUGAAUGAGUUUGAGGAACAAUGUGUGGAGUCGUUAUUUGCAGAGAAGGAAGACCGGGAGCUGUCAUCCAACCAAGAGCUUGUUCGGAUUACAGCAGACAGAGUGGAGAAUAUGGCCAUGAGGCUGGAGGAGGUGAACGAGAGGGAACACUUCAUGAAAGCUUCACUGCAAACGGUGGACCUUCGGCUGGCCCAGCUGGAGGAGUUCACGAGCCGCAUGGUUAAUGCACUGGAAAAGCUGUCAGGCAUAGACAAAACCGAGCUGCGCCGCACUCACUCCAGGUGUCCCUCGGAGUAUGACACUGCGCCAUACCUGUUGAGACAGAGCAGCAUAAACAGCACAGAGGGUUUCCAUCGCUACCACAUGGAGGCCGAUGAUUCUCCCUUUGAUGAGGGAACUGGCCAAUUGUCCCUGGCGAUCGAGUCUCAUGGAAGAACCAGCUCCAUAAAAUUGAGAGAGGAGAAAGCGUUUGGAGAAGGGAUGAGACAUCUGACUCCAGACUGGCACUUUGGUCUGCACCGUGCUGCCAGUACUCACUCCAUAGGAUUGGCAGGAAGUCGGAAAAACUUGGCAGUGUUACCUGACACCAGGAGACCCAACUCCUGCGUAGACAUCUUCAUUUCUUCAUCUGAUGACUAUGAGGCACCCAUAGAGCAAAAUUUCCUGCAUCCAAUAAAAACAGGUUCAAAUGAACAUGAAGGUACAAUCGUCUCGUCUGGAGUAUCACAGGAGCGAACUAAGCUGGAGGCCUGUAUCUCUUUCCCCUUAGAGAGGUCCAGAGCAACUCAAUAUUUUCCUCCACAACCUUUAGACAUGUGCCAGACCAUGAUAAAAUCUAGGAGUUUUAUAUUUCCUCCUGGAGAUGGUUUUUCUAGUGAGCCAGAAGACUGGACAAGAGUGCAUGGAUCUGUCAGGUACUCUGCCAAACCUGACUCUACGCUAUCCCCAGUGGGAGGAUUGACUUCCCAAUGGGAACAUAAAUUUGGUCAGGAAUUGCCGCAGAAGCAACUCGCCACUAAAGGGACUUUUCACCAGUCAUCAUUGCCCACUCCUGAGUCCAUGGCAGAAGAGAAACAGCAUCUGCUGGAGGGAGAGGAUAGCGACACUGGAGACAUGGCUUACUCCUGGAUGCUCUCCUCAGACAGGCCAGCCCAAAAAUCUGAGAACUUCCUAUCAGUAACAGAAGCUAGAUAUGGCUUCAGCUCUCCAAGAUCCAAAAGUCUUCACAACCCUAAUAGGAAAAAGAAGUCCACAAUGGGCAUGAGUUUUAGUAAACCAAAACAAGCUUCAAGUGUGAAGAACCUACUGGACCCAUUUGGUGACUGGCAGCAACCUAAAACCAAGCCAACCAGAAGUACACGCACAAAGCCCUCUGAGACCUUCUGUUGA